Molecule: messenger RNA, 4025 nt
Organism: Carlito syrichta (Philippine tarsier)
Lineage: Eukaryota; Metazoa; Chordata; Mammalia; Primates; Tarsiidae
Product: connector enhancer of kinase suppressor of ras 2-like
Exons: 3
Coding region: 1408-1851 (147 amino acids)
Source: RefSeq, a predicted model, not a curated record
CUAUACUCAUAUGUUUUGUUUUCAUUUUUUACUCUCCUUCAAUAUUGUCAUCACAGGGUUGGGGAACUGGGAAGGAUAUUAGAGUAAGAUUCUAGGUCACCAAGUUUUUAUUCUUCUUAAUUUUCACCACGGGAACAUGAAUGAUGUUACAAAACAGAUUGUCCUAGUAAUUACACAGUCACCUGAUAGGGAAUCUCUUUGGAUACUUUGUAUAUAAAGUAGAGAAAACCAUCACUUUGUUUGAACACAUUGGGUGCAUGAGGCACUGUGCCAGGUAGAAGAAUGGGAAGUGCAAAUUUGAGACGAAUUCCACUCAUGGGAAAGUCACAGUCUAGGUCUUCGAAGGAGGGCACAUGGGUCCAUUAAGGUACAGGAAGAAAAAACAUUGGAAUUUCUCCUUGGGUUUUAUAUCUCUUUUGAAUUUAUUUUCUGUGUAUGUUUUACAACAUCUGUCUAUUAAUGUAGAAUAAGACAUGUAUAUAAGCUUCUGUUCUAUAAUGCAAAAGUGUUUUAACUUAUCAGGGUGCACAAUCAAAAAAAAGUUUGGAAACCACUGAACCUGAAUGUAAAGAAAUACGUCAGUCAAAGAUUUUUUUGGUAUUUGAAAAAUACAUUAUCAUCUUCUUAUACGCAAUUUGCAAGAGAUUCUAACAAACUAGUAUUUUUCAUUAGCUAAUCUUUUCUUUGAACUUUUCUUUAUCACUUACGACCCAGAGGUCACAUGCAACCUGAAAAAAGCAAACAAUGAACUGUUGUGAUAUUCUCUACAUUCCUAGAUUCGUACUAUUUCAUAGUGGAGCAGAAUAUAAAUGAGACAAUAAAGAGGACCUCUUUUCACCCUGCCAAGUAUGGCACACCCAGAAAUGACCCUCCCUGGCACACAAUACAAGUUAAUUCAUCAAUAACUUAAUUGUGAUCCUCAAAUCUAUCAGUCAAUGAAAUUUUAUAUAGAAAAGGGAACUUUGUAUGCACUCUUUGCUUUAAUAAAACUGGAAUAAAAGCUAUGUAAUCUGGUAAAGGACUAAUUUGCAUAUUAUAAACAUAAAUAUAAUUUUGAGGGAAAUUUAUUUCUGCAUGGGUCCAGAUUUCCUGAAUAAAUUACAUACAGAUUAAAAUUUCAUUAUAGCAGUGAUACACUUCCUUAUUAGGAAUCACGGAAGGUUCCUAUGUAUGUCCUGUGAUUUGAACGUGGUCUCUACACUUUGCCAGCUUUCAGAAAACAUUCAUUCAAAUUGCAAAAGAGCUGGUUUUUAGCCAGUGUUCCAAUGGCUGAACUGGCAUGUUGAAAGAAAAUCAAUCAGGAAGCAGACCUCACCAAGUGCUUGCCUCCUUUUCCAAAGCAAGCCUCUUCUAAAGGAAGAAAAAGCAAGGGUUGAAAACAGAAGCCUGAAGAGAAGUGAGAAGGAGAUGAAGAGGAGGGCAAAAAGAGAAGAAAAGAAAGGUGAAAGAGAAGAAAUAUUAGGAGACUCAUUGCAAGAUUUAUACAGGGCACUGGAGCAAGCCAGUCUGUCACCGCUAGGAGAGCAUCGUAUUUCAACCAAGAUGGAAUAUAAGCUAUCAUUUAUAAAAAGAUGUAAAGAUCCAGUAAUGAAUGAAAAACUACACAGGCUGAGAAUUCUCAAAAGCACUUUAAAGGCUAGAGAAGGGGAAGUAGCCAUUAUUGACAAAGUCCUAGAUAAUCCAGACUUGACAUCUAAGGAAUUCCAACAAUGGAAGCAGAUGUACCUCGACCUUUUCUUGGAUAUCUGUCAAAAUACCACCUCAAAUGACCCACUAAGUAUUUCUUCUGAAGUAGAUGUAAUCACUUCCUCUCUAACACACACUCAUUCAUACAUUGAAACGCAUGUGUAAGUGUAUUUUGACUUCAGGCUAUCUAGUACCUGCUGGUACCCUGAACAAGUAUAUAAGGUAGUUUUUAUAUCAAUGUGUGGGACACUUGACAAGCUAUACUUUAAUGUUACCAAACUAUCUGAAACAAACCAUAUAUGGUCACAAUACCACUAUCUUUAAUGAGCAUUUGCAUAUUUUAUAUGCAGUCAGUGCUCAGCUUAUGUUUACCAUGUGCAAAAUCAACUAUCUUUAAUGACUUAAAAUUAACUUUUGCAAACAAUCUGAAUACAGGUGGUCUUCAAGUAGUAAAACCACAAAAAGGCAGUUUUCUAUCUAAGGUCAUCUUUUCUCCCUUUAAGUUAAUUUUAUAUAAACAAGACUUCAAAAGUAAAUCACAUUUUUUCAGAUGCAGACAUCCUGUGGGUGGGAAAGAAUUUAAACCUUUUUUAUAUUUAUUAAAAUGUUCUAAGAAUUUUCUUAAACAUUGCACAAAGUUUAAUGCUGUAGUUUUAUUUUUGUGAAAUGUAGAUGCGCAUACAAGAGCUAAGCAAAAUAGAAGAGCAUCGAAAUAAGAAAAGUUCAGGUAUCUAAUAUUCGUCUUAAUAGUCUAUUAACUUGUGAAAGCUAGUUAAUGGAAAUACUAUUCCAAAUCUAUGAGAACACUUAAUGGUGUAUCAGGGCAAAGCUUUGUAAGAUGUUUUUGUAACUAAGAACAAAAUUGAAGAUAGAGCUGCUUUAUUUUCUUGGUUUAAAUCUUCCUUUAUUUUUGUAGUGAUGAAAUGCUGAUUGUGUACAGAAGAAUUUGAGAAUGGAUUUUUUAAAACAGACUUAACUCACCCAGAAAGGCAGCUAAUAGCUAUAUAUAUAUAAUUUCAGCCCAAACUCAUGUUUUUAAACACCAAUUCUUAAAAGACAAGGUAUAAACUUGAAAUGAAUGAACUUUUCAGUUAGUCUCCAAUUUUUCCAUAGUCCAAACUAAACUUAUGUAAUUAUACUCCAGGCAGGGAAGUAUAAUAUGUUUAGUUACAGACUGAUGUGUGUUACAAAUAGAAAACAAUAUUGAAAAAUAAAAAUGUACUUCUCUCCUAAGGAGCAAGGGGGUGAUGGUCGAGAGAUGUCACACUGAAUUACAUGAGAGAAAUAAUUUAGAGGUUUUCCUAGCUUCAUGAAUUGUUCUAUAGAGUGGAUGAAGUCUAUGGAAAAGUCCUCUUCAUAUAUUUCCAUUUAUAAGCGUCUCGUUUUUGAAAGUGAUCACAGCAUGAAAAUGACUGUGCUGCUUUUUAGUGUCUGGCUGCAUAACGUACAAGUCACAAUUUGCUGUUUUUUCAGAAGGAGGAAGGGACCCUCCUUUACUAUUCUAUAUCCUAAAAUCUACUUCUAAUCAGCUUUAUACUGUUGCCUGUACAGCUCAGUGAAUGUACUUUCAUCUUUAAGAGUUCAGAUAUAUGCCAGUGAUAUUUUUGCUGUAGAGGAGAAAGUAAAAACUCCACAGCGGGGAUCUUUUUCUUUGCUUUUGAAACCACCAUUGAAUCACUAUCGUUUUGCAGACUUUGCACAACUGUACAGGAGAGUGGCCUUUCUACAGCACAUUUUCAGUAAUCCUAUAUUUAGUCAAAAUGGAUGAGAAAUCAUGUAUUAAUGUUUGUAUGGAAUUUUGGGUCCAGUGUAAUAUUUUUAUCAUUUAAAAAAAAACUAUUUGUAAAAACAUUUAUUUACUGCAUGAAUAUUGACGCAGAUUAAAUUUGUGGGAUUUUGUAUAUGUAAAAAACAAAAACAAACAAACAAACAAACAAAAAAACCAACCUCUUGUCCUAAAAUGAAGUGUGCUUGUUACAGGUGUUUAGAUUUAUUGGUGUUUACUAGACCAAAUGUGUAUGUUCACUUUAAAAUAUCUGUACCUGAUGGAUGUGUCAAGUAUACAGUGGCCAGGUUUGUGGCCUAUAAACAGCAAGCAGUUGAUGGGAAGACUAGCUCUGUUGCUACUAAGCAGCUUUUAUUUUUUAAAGUCAGCUCUGUUGUUUCAACUGGUAAAAAUGAAACAAAUGAAUUUUACCAGACUCGUGGCUAGCCUAGCAUGGAAGAGACCUUUUAACACUAUAUAAUAUAUGUACAUUUUAUUGCAUUCGUAUCAAAUCUAGGAGAGAGGCAGCACUGUAAACUGAAGUCAAAUAAAUUCAGCUCUUAAUGAAUCCUUA